Dryobates pubescens (Downy woodpecker) is the source of this 1516-nucleotide messenger RNA. It is a transcript of the gene TMEM39A, whose product is annotated as transmembrane protein 39A. Gene Ontology annotation, cellular component: endoplasmic reticulum membrane. The transcript is spliced from 8 exons. Bases 54 to 1508 code for a protein of 484 amino acids. NCBI's taxonomy places the organism in Eukaryota, Metazoa, Chordata, Aves, Piciformes, Picidae. Gene Ontology annotation, biological process: negative regulation of autophagosome assembly; negative regulation of autophagosome maturation. The record is from RefSeq and is a predicted model, not a curated record.
GAGUCUGAGGGCACAGCCUGCAGGAGGCGUUGGAAGGGGACUGGUUCCUGGUCAUGCCCGGUGGAAGGAGGGGACCCAGCCGGCAGCAGCUAAGCCGUUCAGCUUUGCCUUCUCUUCAGACGCUGGUUGGAGGGAACUGUGGAAACGGUACUGGCUUGAGAAACAGGAAUGGUAGUGCCAUCAGCCUCUCCGCGCCUCUCAUCACCGCGCUGAUUACCCCCGAGCCCGUGCGUCACUGCCGCAUCCCUGAUCUGCCCUUGGAUGGCAGCCUCCUCUUCGAGUUCCUGUUUUUCAUCUACCUGCUGGUAGCCCUCUUCAUUCAGUACAUUAACAUCUACAAGACCGUCUGGUGGUACCCAUACAACCACCCUGCUUCCUGCACCUCGCUGAAUUUUCACCUCAUUGACUACCACCUGGCGGCAUUCAUCACAGUGAUGCUAGCACGGAGGCUGGUGUGGGCCCUCAUCUCUGAGGCCUCUCAGGUGGGUGCAACCUCAGUGGUUCACUACAUGGUGCGCCUUGUGCUGCUCACCGUCUGCGGAUGGGUGCUCUGCUGGACUUUGGUCAACCUCUUCCGCAGCCAUUCCGUUCUCAACCUUCUCUUCCUGGGCUACCCGUUUGGUGUCUAUGUUCCUCUGUGCUGCUUCCACCAGGACAGCAGAGCACAGCCCCUCCCUGCAGACUGUGAUUACAUGGUACAGGACCAGAUGGUGGACGAUGGGGCUUCAGCUGUCAGCAGCCUGGUCAAACCCAAAGAUUUCCUCUCGCUUCUGUGGGAGUCCCUGAGAGAUCAGUUCAAUAAUCCCACAUCUAUCCCCACCCACAGCUGCCCCCUCUCCCCAGAUCUCAUCCGCAACGAGGUGGAGUGCCUAAAAGCAGACUUCAACCGCAGGAUCAAGGAAGUUCUCUUCAACUCUCUCUUCAGUGCCUACUACGUGGCCUUCUUGCCACUGUGCUUUGUGAAGAGCACCCAGUACUACGACAUGCGCUGGUCCUGCGAGCACCUCAUCAUGGUGUGGAUUAACGCCUUUGUCAUGCUCACCACCCAGCUGCUGCCUCCCAAGUACUGUGACCUGCUCCACAGAUCAGCUGCCCACCUCGGCAAGUGGCAGAAACUGGAACAUGGUUCCUACAGCAAUGCUCCACAGCAUAUCUGGUCAGAAAACACGAUAUGGCCACAGGGAGUUCUGGUGCGCCGUAGCCGCUGCCUGUACAAAGCAGUUGGGCCUUACAAUGUAGCAGUGCCUUCAGAUGUGUCCCACGCCCGCUUUUAUUUCCUCUUCCACCGUCCGUUACGGCUGCUCAACCUGCUGAUUCUCAUUGAAGGCAGCGUGGUCUGCUACCAGCUCUACUCCCUGCUGCGCUCAGAGAAGUGGAACCACACCCUCUCCAUGGCCCUCAUCCUCUUCUGCAAUUACUACGUCUUAUUUAAGCUCCUCCGGGACCGGAUCGUAUUAGGCAGGGCAUACUCUUACCCGCUCAACAACUACGGACUCAAGGCGCACUAGGGCCGGCC